AUGGGGACCGGCCGUGUUCGGGGCUCCCGGACCGGUACCGGGACUAUCGGACCGAACCGGGACAGGCCAUGUUCGAGGCUCUCAGACCGGUACCGGGACUCUCGGUCCGGCCAGGCUCGGUCCGUGCGCAUCCCCCGGCUGCGCUCCGUCCAUCCCUGCGGGGCGGUACCGCGGGGGCCCGGGGCGGUGCCGGGGGCCCGCCGCGGGCCCCGGCAGCGCCCGCCCGCGCUGUUCCACGUCCUGGUGCUGGCCCUGGUGGUCACCGACCUGCUGGGCACCUGCUCCGUCAGCCCCUUGGUGCUGGCAUCCUACCACCGCAACCUCACCCUGACCGCGCUGGCCCGCGGAGGGCACAUCUGCCUCUACUUCGGCUUCGCCAUGAGCUUCUUCGGCCUCGCCACCAUGCUCAUCCUCUUCACCAUGGCUCUGGAGCGCUGCCUGGCCCUGGGGCGACCCUACUUCUACGAGCGCUUCCUGAGCCCCCGCACGGGGCUGGUGGCCCUGCCGGCCAUCUACAGCUUCUCGGCCGCCUUCUGCUCGCUGCCGCUGCUGGGCUUCGGCCGCUUCGUGCAGUACUGCCCCGGCACCUGGUGCUUCAUCCAGAUGCACCACCAGGCCGGCGUGGAUGUGGCGGGGCUGAACGUCACCUUCUCGCUGCUCUACGCCACCCUGCUGCUCUUCCUCAUCGUCGCCGUGCUGCUCUGCAACCUGAGCGUCAUCGCCAACCUGGCCCGCAUGCACCGGCGGGGGCAGAGGACGCGCCGGGUCACCGGCCCCGAGCAGCCCCGCGCCUCGGGCUGCGGCCGCCGCAUCUUCUCCAUGGCCGAGGAGAUCGACCACCUGCUGCUGCUCUCCAUCAUGACCAUCACCUUCGUCAUCUGCUCCCUGCCCUUCACGAUCCGAGCCUACGUGAACAAGCUCAGCCGGGAGGAGGCGGACCACGAGUGGGACCUGCUGGCGCUGCGUUUCCUGUCCAUCAACUCCAUCGUGGACCCCUGGGUGUUCGCCAUCCUGCGCCCGCCCGUGCUGCGCCUCCUGCGCUCCGUGCUCUGCUGCCAGCUCGCCCCCGCGGCCCCCGGCGGCCGCGCCGUGUCCCCUGCUGUCGCCAAGCUGGCACGGCCGCACCUCUGCGGGCGGUAGCUGUCGGAUUGCAGGAGAAUCCUGCCUCCGGGGCGGUGCUGAGCGAGCUCUGCCUCGGGGCUCGUCCGGAGACCGGCUGGGGGUGGCUCAGGUGUCACCUGGCGGCCUCUCACGGCGAUGAGGUUGGAAGGGUUGGAGUCCCUUGGGUGCUGCUGUCCCACCUGGAGGAAGGCUCAGCCCUGAGGCUUGGGGGUUUUUGCUGUGACCCCACGGCUGGGGGGUGUUGGGAAGCAGAGAUUCCUGCCGGGGUGCUUCCCAGCGAGGUUUUUUUGGAGAUGGCUGCAAACACCUGUCUGUGCCCCCAGAUCCCUAAGGAUUGGGAAGGAGAGGAAGGGAGCGGUGUAUCCUCAAAAAUUUCCCUUUCUUUUAAGGCUGGUUGCCUAAAGAAAUGCACUUUUUCAGGGGCAGGUCUGUGUGCUCAUGUCUGUCUGUUUGUCUGUCCAACACCCCUGAGAUUUUAGGCACUGAUGGGUCCCUGAGGGGCACCAAGGUACUAAAAAAGCCAAAUUUUGGCACUUCCCUGGUGCUGUGAUGGAGCGGAGCAGCCCCUCCUCAGCACCCAUUUGGA
Molecule: messenger RNA, 1708 nt
Organism: Ficedula albicollis (Collared flycatcher)
Lineage: Eukaryota; Metazoa; Chordata; Aves; Passeriformes; Muscicapidae
Product: prostaglandin E2 receptor EP2 subtype
Exons: 3
Coding region: 1-1140 (379 amino acids)
Biological process (GO): adenylate cyclase-activating G protein-coupled receptor signaling pathway; cellular response to prostaglandin E stimulus; positive regulation of cytosolic calcium ion concentration
Cellular component (GO): plasma membrane
Molecular function (GO): prostaglandin E receptor activity
Source: RefSeq, a predicted model, not a curated record